AUGGACCAGGUCGCCGUUCUUCCUCACGCUGGCCACGAGCUGGUGGCCGGCACGCCCUCUGACGGAAAGACUAUACCCUUCGACAAGACUCCCUCGGACGAAAAGCUCGAUCACCAUAAUAGCAUCAACAACGGAUCUGAAGUAUCUGAGAAGGAGGAGAAGGAGAUCGUUGCCGGCUUGGAUGCGGCAAACUACCUCUUGCCUAUCAGAUACGAUGGCGACCAGGCUUCCAUGAACCAGAUUUACCAUUUCAAGCCUACGGUUGUCACUAUCAGUCGGAGCUUCAUGGUACUUCUUCUCUACUUUGUGGGUGGGGCAUGGGCCCUCUUUCUCCCCAGAGGCGACUUGCAAGAGAUAAAGUGGAGAGAGAGGGGUAACGAGGGCCGGCUUCCGCUUUGGAUACGAGCGGCCAAAUUCAUCAACCCUGGUCCCUUCUCACUCAAAGAGCAUGCCAUCGCCGCCAUCACAGCUACCUCAGCUUCCAACGGUGCCGAGAGUGUGACAGUUUUCGCCACAACCAACCUCUUCUACGACAUUCCGCUCAGCGCCACUACCGUCAUUCUCAACAGCAAACCGAUGCGGUAUUUCUGGUAUGCCUCUGGUGGCAUGCUCGCGUAUCAGCCAUUUCCAGCUUACAUCAUCCCAUGGCUCAACAGCGUUUCCGUGCCCUGCCUCGCUUCCAUGAAAGCUACGGGCUCCAAGGCUGAUAUCCUCACAAAUCAAUAUCUUUGGCGACUUAUCACCUCUUCCGCGACCUCGAUGCCUCUCAUCCUUCAGGCCAACUAUGCUUCUGGUAUCGUCUUUUGCUGGAUCGCCUUCCUCGCCGUCUAUUACGGCAACGCCUGGUCGGUCAAAUCAUUACCAUUCCUGUCUACCACGCUCCACACUGCCAGCGGUGGGACAUAUCCUACUGCGAAAGUUUUUGUCAAUGGCAUCUUGGAUGAGAGCGCAUUGGAACGUUACGGCCUGCCGAAGCUCUCGGGGACUUACGUCUGGGCUAUGGUGGUAAACAGUCUCUCUAUUGGCGCGCUUGUCGCCCAUUGCAUCUUCUGGUACGGGCCCGACAUCUGGCGAUCCUUGAAGGACGGCAGGAAAGGCGUAUACGCCGACCGACACCACGCAGCCAUGAAAAAAUACAAAAAGGCCAGCUGGUACUGGUACGUCGGCCUCCUUGUGAUAGCCUUCGUCCUGGGUCUUGUCGUCGUCGUCAAGGAAGGCAUUACUUUGACGUGGUGGGCCUACAUUGUGGCUUUGGCCCUCGGAGCCUUCAUCGCACCCUUCAGUACGAUCCUCUACUCUCGAUUCGGUAACGGUAUAGCGACCAACCAGUUGAUGAAGACCAUUGCGGGAGAUGAGUCUUCACGAUGA
Messenger RNA from Cryptococcus wingfieldii CBS 7118, 1368 nucleotides. RefSeq lists its product as hypothetical. Bases 1 to 1368 code for a protein of 455 amino acids. The transcript has 10 exons. The record is from RefSeq and is a predicted model, not a curated record. Gene Ontology annotation, molecular function: oligopeptide transmembrane transporter activity. Lineage: Eukaryota; Fungi; Basidiomycota; Tremellomycetes; Tremellales; Cryptococcaceae. Gene Ontology annotation, biological process: transmembrane transport.